Pecten maximus is the source of this 7894-nucleotide messenger RNA. RefSeq names its product roquin-2-like. NCBI's taxonomy places the organism in Eukaryota, Metazoa, Mollusca, Bivalvia, Pectinida, Pectinidae. Gene Ontology annotation, molecular function: metal ion binding. The record is from RefSeq and is a predicted model, not a curated record.
GGAAUCGUACAACGGCAGCCAUGAUGGGAUGAGGCAAGCGGUCCAAGAUCGCCUUUUUUUUUUUGUUUUUUUGUCCAUGUUGUAAAUAUUUAUUCACGCAACUGCUUCAUUUUAGAAGUAUGUUGCAUGAAUAUUUUUAUCAUCGCAAAGGUGACAACUGAUUGAUUCAGUUUUGGCACACUGCCAUAUAUGAUACAAAGCCCAUGAUCAGAAGAAAAGCAGCUAUUCCAUUUUACAGGAGAGGAAUCAUAUAUUCAUGUUACGUGCAUAACCUAUAAUAUUCUAUAUCGGGAAUACCAAAAGCCAAACAUUCAAUCAUCAAGUUAUGCCUGUACAGACACCUGCUUGGACAGAAUUCCUUUCCUGUCCAAUAUGUUAUAAAGUGUUUGACGGGAAGAACUUAUGUCCCAUCAGCCUUGCUUGCUCACAUACAAUCUGUAAGACUUGUCUAUCUAAACUCCAACAGAAGAAAUGUCCAUUUGACCAGAAUCUCAUCAACAGGUCCAUUGGCGAGCUCCCUGUAAACUAUGCCCUGUUACAGUUGGUGGGGGUAGUUGCAGCCCCGAACUCUGACAGUAAUGUGUCUGUGCCGCAGGAAAAAAUCAGCAAUUAUGACUCGGCCCGUAACUGCAUUGAGGCUCUGGCUCUAUAUCUUAAACCACUCUCUACAAGUGUUGUGCCGGGUCAGGUGAUUAACAAUGGCUCCACACAGGUGACGGGUGUGGCUGGUUCCUCUGUUACCAGUACAGGAAGUCCCCUUGCCAAUUGUGCGUUGAGCAGACCCAUGCAGAGGAAACUUGUCACUCUGGUUAACUGUCAGCUGGUGGAGGAGGAGGGCCGCGGCAGGGCCAUGAGAGCGGCACGGUCACUAGGCGAGCGAACAGUGACAGAGCUCAUCUUACAGCACCAAAAUCCACAGCAGCUUUCCUCCAACCUAUGGGCAGCUGUAAGGGCACGCGGAUGUCAAUUUCUGGGACCAGCUAUGCAGGAGGAGGUAUUGAAGCUAAUACUACUUGCUCUAGAGGAUGGCUCAGCCUUGUCACGUAAAGUGUUGGUCAUGUUUGUGGUUCAGCGACUUGAGACCCACUAUCCACAGGCAUCAAAAACAGCCAUAGGUCAUGUGGUGCAGCUUCUGUACAGAGCCUCCUGCUUUGUGGUAACAAAGCGAGAGGAAGAAUCAUCACUGAUGCAGCUGAAGGAAGAGUGCAGGACCUACGAUGCCCUGAGACGCGACCAUGACUCCCAGAUUGUGCAGAUUGCCAUGGAAGCAGGUCUGAGGAUUGCCCCGGACCAAUGGUCAUCUCUGUUGUAUGGUGAUACUACCCACAAAUCACACAUGCAGUCAAUCAUAGACAAGCUGCAGACACCGCAGUCCUUCUCCCAGAGUGUGAAUGAGCUUGUGAUUGCCCUACAGAGGACAGGUGAUCCAUGUAAUCUACAGCGACUGCGAACACACCUCGAGUUUUUGGCUAACAUAGACCCCUCCCCAGAGGCACCACCUCCCUCCUGGGAGAACUUGGAGGCAGUAAUGAAAGCUGUGCGCAGUGUGGUCCAGGGACUAGUAGACUUUGUAAAGAACAAUGGACACAAAAAGUUGGAAAACACCACUGUUCAUAAUUCCCGAUACAAAACCAGCAUGUGUCGAGAUUUCUUGCAGAAAAACAGCUGUCCCAGAGCUUCUAACUGCACAUUUGCUCAUUCUCAAGAGGAACUUGACAAGUACCGAUCACGGACCAAGAAAGCUGGCAAGGCUUGUAACACACCACCUGAAUAUGAAGAUUGUGACAGAGAUGACCUUCAGCAUAUGCUAACAGAAGUUCAUCAAGAUAACAACAGAUCCAAUGUGGAGUCGUUUAAUUCAGCUGCACAAUAUGAUAACCGAAGGAACAUGUCUCUGCCCAAUGUCGUAACGGCCAAAGUAUUAACAUCUGUGGCAAAGUCUUUGUCGUCAUUGACCUUUGCUCAGGCUAAGGUGUUGACAUCGGACAAAAUGACUGAAUCCUCUGAAACAGGACCGCGGAUGAGCUCUGUUGUAAUUCCCGGUAUGGCGCCAAUCCUUCCUCCACCAAACACCAUGCAGCCCCCACCUACACAGGUGCCACGUAGUCCUUUCCCUCCGGACAUGUACCAGGGACAGAGAACUCCUGCUCAACUGCCCCAUGGUCCUGGAGUACCAGCUCCAUCAAGACCUGUAUUUGGAGGUGGUGGGAAUGUGCUGACUGGUAGUCCCAGUGCUGGCAGGCCAGUAUUCCAGUCUGUGCCGAGGUUUGUGACAGGUCCCUACAGACCACAAUACAACCAGGCCCUGCCACAGGCCCAGUAUCCAGCUGGUGUACCCUUUAGACAGCCUGUAGACCCAGGCAUGCCAAGAAUGCCCUUCCCUCCACAGCAGCAGCAACCUCCAAUGGGUUUUAUGAACUAUAACUACCAGCACAAUUCCAGUGUCCUUAACCCAUAUGCUGAGCCCUUCCAAGGCACAGGUUCCAGGCCCCUAACACCAGAGGACCAAAUGUACCCUGUAGUAGGGAACUACCCGGAGGGAUUCAAUUACCAACCAGGAACAGUGUUGCAUGGCCAAGGGCAGGCUAAAAUUCUAAAUGAUCUACGUCAUCGCCGAGCAGAAAUUUUAAAUCGUCUGUUCAACCCACUUGAUGAUUUUCAAACAAAUCCGGAGAUCCCUACAUAUUCCAAUAAUGCAUCAUCCCAGCCUGAUGCAGGUGACAUGUAUGGAGGUGGUAUCCAUCCAAAUAAAACCAUGUUGCAAGGAAACCGGGGUGUCAUUCAGGCCAAUUCUCAAACUUCUCAUGGUGCGAGACAGGAUGUCGUCCAGAUGAUGGCAGAACAAAGAGGCAUGACUGGCAACAUUUCAGAACCAGGACGAGAGGGGACGGAAUCUUCCGCAGCCAGACAUAAUGCAGUACAGGUGAACAGGAAACAGGUUUCAUGUUGGCAGAAAGACUUCAACAGCAGUCAGUCGGUUACAUCCUCAUAUCAGUCAGCCAGUCAGACUCCUGGCUGCGAUGAAUACAAAUUGGUAAGCCAUGAGAACAAUAUUACUAGUUCUGAAAUCUCAUCAACAAGGUAUCUCUAGUUCCGCAGGAGGGAUAUGGGUCAAACAAGCAAUUUUGGAGCUCAAUUUUACCCAGAAGAAACUAACGUGUCCAGUUCAGCUCUGCAUUCAAUGCCUGGAUCCACUGUGUCUGUCAAAAAAAAUAUCAGCUCACAGGCUUAUAAUAACCAUGAACAAGCUCAAAACAUGACAAAUCUUACAAGUAAGGGGAAGCUUCACAGCAAGUCUGAUCCUUCUCGAUGGAGAGCAAGUCAUUACAGUUUAAUGAACAGAAACAGGACAUUCCUCACCAAGAACGGCCAUGACAGGGAGAUGGAUUCACCCAAGCUUCAUCCAGAUAGCUUCUACGCAAGUCGACAGAACUUGAUCGGACAUGCCUCUAGGAACACCUCGACUAUAUCCAACCCCAGUGACACUCAAGCAGCGUUAGACACAGGAUGUGCUGUGUGGUCAAUCGACGGCAUAGAUGAUGUGGUGUGGAAUUUCACAGACACCCAGGCAACGUCCAACCAGUCCAACGAGAAGGAAGAUCUUCUCAAGGAGGAACAGAUAAACAGUACCGAGUUCAUGUUGAACUGGCUGCAUGAUAUCCCAGAUGAGCCAACCCCAAUAGAACCUAUGGACCAGUUUAUUCUGCCACUAAGCCGUGCCUUGGAACGUAGUGAAGAGGAUGCCAUUAUACCGUUUGAUUCCACUCCGAUGGUGUCUCGGUUUGGACCUAUUUCAAGAUCAGCAAGGACCAAGUAUAAAAACACUGAGCCUGUACAAGUCACAGCCGAUGAUAUAAUGAAAAAGGUGACACCUGUGACAGCUGUGACUCCGUUAGACCACCCAAAGCCGACAGCCAAGGCCCAGCCUAGCUAUGUAGCACCUGUGGUGGAGACUACCAAUUCAUCUGGCUCUGUCAGAUGGCGCAGGCCUAGUGAGUUGGAGAACUGUGUACAGAGAGAGCUGAAUCGACUGGAACAACAAGCUCUGAAAGCUGACACAGAGAACGAAUUCUUGGCAUGUGAACUGAAAGCUGUAGAGUUACAGAUAUCACUGCAAACUGAGAAAACUGCAUCACAGCCUGUCCCGGAGACUCCAAUCCUAAAACCUGAGAUACAUCCUGCUGUAGAGAUGGUUGCGCCAGUACCCAUUGCUGUCCCUGUCAAGACAGACACUCCUCAUAACCCUCCGGGUAUCUGGAGCAGCUUUGAACUACUCAAGGCAGCGUACACACGUGGACAGAAGGUGGACGAACUACGAGAACUGCUAAAACAAGUACCUAUGGGAGUGGACCAACACAUUGGAACACUCACUCCACAGGAGGAACAGUUUCUCAAGGACGUUCUUGGUGAAAGUCCAGGUAGUGCCAACCUGCAGACCUGAGACACUUCUGGUUCCUAUGGGAAAAUGGUUGUAGCUGUUGCAGUUUGUUGUGUGAACAUCGAUCUUCAGUUGGAAUCUAGGAAAUGCUUACAUGUGUAUCCUAAAGAUGUGUGAGCACUAACACUUCGUGGAAUUAAUUAGUGUGUAUUGGUAUGCCCAUGUUAGUUAUAUAGAAAUUGAUUCUAACACCGUUCAAACCGUGAGAUAUUGAUAACAGUUAAUGGCUUUGAAAUGGAGUAAGUUUUUCAGCAAAGAUACAAAGAUUUGCUGAACAUUCUCAAGUGUCGGCAUCUUUCUGAUUGACUGUUAUCAUAUCUACGUUGCAAUGGGUGGUUGAAUGAUACACAGGCUGUUUUUUUUUCAUUUAGUUAAAAAGAAAAUAUAAAUUUUUGUACAUUGCUUUUCAUUAUGUAUUUUUUCAGGAUUUGUUUUUGCCAAUGAAAACGGCUUGUGGUGAACAUCACAAGGAAAAAUAUAUUUUGUAGUUUUUAUGGCUGUGCUAUAUGCUUUUGAGUUGUUUGAGUUUUUCCUGAUAUUUUUAAUGGAUUUGAUGUCACUUGUCAUAUGGCAAAAGUUCUUGACCUAAAUCUUGGUGAACUCUAAUUGGUCAUGUGUAAAUUAAAUUUACACAAUGAUGAGCAAACUAAUUUUAUAAAUUAGUAGAUAUCAUCUUGGACAGAGAUUCCAUAGAUAGACGAGUUCUAGUCUGUCUUUUGCUGCAAAGGAAAGAAAAUGUGAUGAGUAGUCCCCCUUGCAUCACUGGACCGUUCUUGCAUAAUUUUAGGCCCAGUUUUACAUGAAAAGUUACUUUUAGAGUCCGGGGUAACAAUAGCAAUAUCUCUAUCAAUAUUGAGGAGCAGCAGUGUUGUAGUUCAUAUGCGUUGUUUGUUCUGUAUAAUUAAAAGUGGAAUAAAGUUCUGUGUAUGAUAUUUAGGAUAAUCAUGAAGAAAAUCAUCAAAUUAAUGAUAGAGGUUUAUGUGAUGACACGGUUGGACGUCAAUCAUUGUUUGAAGGAAUUCUCUCAAUAGAUAUUGUGUGAUACAACUUUUUGAUAAUUUUUUAUCAACUGAGCUAUGAAUACAUACCCUGCUUUAUUAUAUAUGUGGAAAGUUUUGUUUUGUUGCUGUGUGAACAGGUUGGUGAAUUAAUUAUAUAAUUGUCGCACACUGCUUUAUAUUGUGUUUUUUUGGUAUCAUUUGCAUGAUAUAACACUGCACAUUGCUUUAUACUUAAUUUUGACUACCAUUGACUGAAUAGCAGAUCCAAUGUAGAUUUGGCAUUACCAGAGACCUAUGUAGGAGUGAGUAGCUAGAUUUGUAGCAAAAGAAGAUCUGGGCGAUUUGCAUUUAUCUAACUCCUAACACUUCGACCUUUUUUUGCUUGUGAAAUGAAGACAAACCUAGUAGUCUGACGAGUCUGGAUUAAGAUUUUAAAACAUCUGCAGGGUCCUCAGGAUUUAUGCCUGGAAUGUUACGUUAAAAAGAGAUGAUUCUGAAGUGGUUUAUACACAUAAACAAACAAGCCUAUUUUCUUUAAUCUAUUUUAAGGAAGUCUGUGGCAUAUUUUCAAAUUUCUGUAUCGCCAACCUAUACAGGAAGAUUUACAUGCAUUUAUUUCCAGAAAUCCUGCUUUUCAAUAUUUUUCAAUAUAUAAAGCUUUGUUAUUAGGUGUGUGUAGAUUUACUUUUUGUGUUUCAACAAAAAGUAUACUAUUUAGUUUUCCUUUAAAUUGCUAAGUGAUUGGAAAGGUUUAUUAAGUUUCCCAAAAUGUAUGUUAUCAAUCAGAUCACAGUAUAUCUGAGACUGGAUUGGCUGAAUAGUCUCCUAAUGACCAACAAAAUAGCAAAUGUUUGGAGUCAGGUUACUAGAUUUAAGACAAAUCCCAAGUAAGAUAAAUAAAGGGAAGUUAUAGAAUCUGCAAUGAGGUUUUAAUGAUUGCUUAGUUUACUUGGGUGGUGCAUGAAUAGCAUUGAAAAUCCAUCUAAGAUAUCAAAACAAGUGCCGACUAGUACCAUACAUAGAUUGGGCCAACUUGAUUGGCGAUUAUUUGAUAAUACAUGUAUAACAUGUACAUUAUAGAAGGAAGUUAGACCUACUUAGCCUUGUAUAACAUAAUGUUGGAACGUAUAGACGACAGUGGAGUUAUAGUCCAUGUAUAUUAAGAGGGCUUGAGUAUAAAGUGAAUCACUUGAGAGCUCGGAAUUAUUGAAUGAAUUAACUUAAUAUGUCCAUUUUCAAUUGUAAACAAGGUCUGCUUUUGUGUUCAGUCAAUUGGCAUACAGUAUAAAAUUUGCACAAGGCUAUGGUUACCUGUCAAGAACAGUGUACAUGUAUUUUAGUUUGCCCACAUGGCUUGGUACAGUAAUUUCAUCUGGAGUACUUUUUCAGGUACCUGAAAUAUUGAUCCAAGCUGAUGCAUAUAUGCUGUUAAUUCAUGGAAAGUAAACAUAUUGUUGAAAUUGUGAAAGUCAUCUAUAAAAAAGAUCAAUACCAAAGUAUUGACACAGCAAUUUGUGAGCGAGCUUUUGCCAAUAUUAAAUGGAUACAAAACCAGGUCUUGUUGAAUUGUGACAUUGUAGACAUGUGGAAACUUUUUUUUUUUUCUGAAAUAUUUGUGUGGAAUCGUAUUUUUUUUAAUCAAGUAAAUAUGUAUUAGAUCAAGCAGAAACCUGUGUAGUUCUCUCGGACUGGAUCAACAUUUUCUAUUCCAUGAAAUCUGUUUUUCUCAAAACUGAAAAUGUAUUACAAAACUUGUCAUCUUUGUAUGAAUCAGAAAUGAAGUUAUUGAUCGGAAGCAAAAAGUCAUGUAUCGAGAAAGACAGAUUUUAUUUGAACAAUUAUUUGAACUUAAAAAUUUUUUUUUUAAACUUUAAAUUCUUGCUUUUAUAAGGAUGAUUAAGAGUUACUGUUGUACAUGUAUUUGGAGAUCACAAAGUAUGUUACUUGAACUGAUUUAGUGUAUAAUUAAUAUUAUUAAUCAUUAGUUGAGCUAGAAUUUGAUAUACCUAUUAUAUGUACGCAAAUGUCUGCAUCAGACUUGGAUAUGUUAGUUAAGUAAUGCUGUGUAUCUUAUCACUGUUUUUCCUAAUGGAAACUUGGCUUUUUGAAUGUGGAUGGUUUUUAAAAACAUCUAAUAUGGCUAUUCAAACUUUCUUGAAGUGGCAAUCAUAUUAAGUGAAAUUUUAAUAUUGUACUUUAAAAUUUAAGUAAACUAUAUCUCGAUGUUGGUUCUCAAAAAACUGAAUAACAAAUUGUAAGGAUUUUUUUAUCCAUUUAAUUUGGAAAAGAAAACUAAAUUGAACACUUGUGCCAGCCAUGCAGAGGUUUGGAGGAUGGUGCCAUGAAGGGCAUGUUUUUCAUGUAAUCAGUGUUUCACUAUGUAGAAACACUGUUCCUAAUAAGGUUUCCUUUCAUAAUUAUAAGUGCUCCAUUUAAAUAAAAACGUUUUCCUUGA